Asterias rubens (European starfish) is the source of this 2066-nucleotide messenger RNA. Its product is annotated as F-box only protein 33-like. Gene Ontology annotation, biological process: positive regulation of protein ubiquitination; SCF-dependent proteasomal ubiquitin-dependent protein catabolic process. The coding region runs from base 177 to 1664 and encodes 495 amino acids. NCBI's taxonomy places the organism in Eukaryota, Metazoa, Echinodermata, Asteroidea, Forcipulatida, Asteriidae. Gene Ontology annotation, cellular component: SCF ubiquitin ligase complex. Gene Ontology annotation, molecular function: protein binding. The record is from RefSeq and is a predicted model, not a curated record. The transcript has 4 exons.
GAGCAGUUCAGAACAGACUGCCCAGCACUUGUUUGCACUCUCUGCUCACACCACCCGGCCCACAAACAAACUUCUUUCAAUUUGAAAAUCACGUGUUUCAGUUCGACAACUGUCAAAAGUAAAACACUAGUGCUAGGUGUGAAACAGGUAUUUUAGUCAGCCAAUGAUUUUUUAACAUGGACCCCAUCAACUGGAACCAACUCCCGGACACAGCUGUUAUCAACAUCUACUCUUAUCUGCUUCGCAAAGACAGAGCCCAAGCAUCUUCAACAUGCAAACGCUGGCGAGAUUGUUACUUCCACCCAUCUUUCUGGCGCAGCAUGGAGAUAACACUGUCCAUCAAAGUUGGAUGUGAACCAGCCCGGUCGAUUCUCGAAAAAUGCGGCAAAUUUGUCCGUGAAUUGACGGUGACAGUCCGUCUGCCAGAUCAUGGGAUUAGCUGCGGCUGGCGUUACAACGAGGCACUAGAUAGCAUCCCCUCAUCCACUUCCUCAGAGGACAAAUCCUAUGAAAUGCGACCGGACGACUUGCCAAAGUACAAGGCGCUAUACCAAGAGAUCCCAAAGACUCUGGAUGGUCUUAAAGGAAAUCAAGGAUUAGAGAAACUGAUUUUUGUUCUGUUCCCACAGAAUGAGGAUUGCAAAUGUACACUGUCCCCGGAUGAAGAGCUUGAUUCUAAGAUAACAAAAAGCCUAAUGACUGUCGUCUUAGGGACAACAAAGCUCAAGUACCUCGCACUAGGGCAUGGAGUCAGUGCUUCCGUCCAACCACAGUUCCUGAAAGAGCUCGCUGAGAAGUUUGCCAAACGGCUUCAGGUCCUCCACCUACCAACAUUCCAGGGUAUUCCAGAAGUCUUGCCACCAACAGAUGAUACCACCCUCUUGGCCAAUCUGCCUCAGUUUAAGACCUUGUCCGUCCUAACCCUAAACAUGUCCUUCAUCACAGACCAGCUACUGCAGAAGAUCUCAACUAUCGAGCCCUCCAGUCUCCGACAACUUAACAUGAUCACUGGUCUCGGCAACGACGCCAUCGCAUGGUCCACUGACGCAUCCUGGGGAAAGCUGUCGCGUCUUUGCCCGGACGUUCAAGUCACCGCAUCCGUGGUCGUUUCCGACGAUUGUACAUUGGACGACCUCACCGACAAACUUUUACCGAGCAUUCCGCUAACGUCACUUAGAAUUCUAGUGUGCUAUCCCAGCUCCCUGACGCCAGAGUUGCUCGACACGGUUGCCAAGAAUUAUCGUUCCGUGCUGAAAAAACUGGAGCUGCAUUCUGACAGAGCGGUUCCGUUGUUUGGUGACAAUACAGAAGAAGAUCCGCUGGUGAUGCUGAGCUGGAAUUGCAAGAAGUUGAAACAUCUCGUUGUCUCAGGAUAUAAAGUUUUGGCCUGUGAUAUGGAGGCAGUAGCUCUACUUCGAGGACCAAGUCUAGCCGUCUUUAAGGUUGACCUCAUCUGUCACAACUGUGAUGAAUUCGACGAAGAAACGCCUACCUCUUACGAUAGUCCGUGUACGGAGAGCGUGGCCAGCGUCACCCUCCACUUUGAAGAAAAGAUACGAGGCAUUAGUAGUAGUUUGAAGCGACCUUGGAGACCCGUGGAGAGGAUACGCAUGACAAGACAGAAAUUCCUCUCGCAUGAUCUGUAUCUCGGUAUUGAUCUUUGACAAGUUAUGAAAUUCAUGCAGCGAUUUCACAAAGAGUUAAGACUGAUCUAUCAUCUUAACUGUGUACUAAUUUGAUGGCUAAAAUGCACAGCCGCAAUCAUGGGUACUCUUUUUGUUACAAAGAAACCAAACGAACAACAGAUAACUAUUGAGUAACUCUUUAUCUUGUGUUCGACAAUCUCAAUACCUUUUUUAUUCCAGCCAUUAAAGUAACGUUGAGAUUAACUGCUAUAUCAGUUGUUUUCAAACUGUUGUUCAUAAAAUGGACACGAAAAGUGUGCUGUUACAAUUCAAAUCACUAUAGUGAUAUUGCCAACUCAUCUUAAAGUGUUUGUGUACUUUUUUCUAACACAAAACACAAUGUCCACAGAUUUAUAUUAAACUUACACUGAAGAUAAUGAU